GGGGCGACACUGGCCCUCGUCAGGGACUGCGACGAGGACGACGUGCGACGUGCCGUCGGCUGUGCGGUGGCCGCCUUCAAGCAAUGGCGGACAGCAUCGGUGGCCGCGCGGGUGGACGUCCUCCUGAAGAUCAAGGCAGGACUGAUGGCCCGCCAGGAGGAACUGGCCGCCAUCAUCACCGCUGAGAACGGAAAACCGUUGGGGGAGGCUCGUGGGGAGGUGGGUUUCGCGGCAUCAUUCUUCCAGUGGUACGCAGAGGAGGUACGACGUUCCUAUGGGGAAGUCAUCCCCUCUCCCGACCCCCGCAAGCGCUUCCUCACCCUGCGACAACCCUUGGGGGUCGUCGCCCUCAUCAC
Molecule: messenger RNA, 356 nt
Organism: Hyalella azteca
Lineage: Eukaryota; Metazoa; Arthropoda; Malacostraca; Amphipoda; Hyalellidae
Product: glutarate-semialdehyde dehydrogenase
Molecular function (GO): succinate-semialdehyde dehydrogenase (NAD+) activity
Source: RefSeq, a predicted model, not a curated record